GUCUCCAGGAGUCAAAUUCACAGCACUCCGCAUCAGCACUCUGUGCUGUGCAGACCUGGACUAAGAACGUGUGCCCUGGGUGAGCAGGGGCUGGGAGCCGAGCCUCCUGCAAAGUGCCCAGAGGAGGGACGUGGAGACCAUCCUGCCAUCCCGCUGCAGCAGGGCCCUGGGAAAGGGGUGUGUAUAUGUGUCUGAGCCUGGCACUGGGAGCCUGAGACUGAAAGAGAGAUUCCUUUGUUGUAAUGCCCCUGGCAGGAACUCCUGCUCCCAUCAAGAGGAAAAAGUCCACUAAACUAAUUGGGAAACUAAGUGAAGAAGUCAUGCCACAGGAAGGGUCCAAGCUGAACCUGGGGAAGAAGAUCAGCAUCCCCAGGGAUGUGAUGCUAGAAGAGCUCUCUCUCCUCACCAACAAAGGAUCAAAGAUGUUCAAACUACGUCAGCUGCGGGUGGAGAAAUUCAUAUAUGAGAAUAACCCUGAUGUCUUCACUGACAGUUCAGUGGAUCACUUUCAGCGGUUCAUCCCCUCCGUCGGAGGACAUUAUGGAGGAGAAGCUCAUGGCUAUUCACAUGCCAGCGGGCGGAUGGUGGGAGGAGUGACUACAGGGCAGUAUGGGCCUAAUAAGCUGCACUAUCCCCCUGCCCCUCCUCCGAAACCUGGAAGCAAAGGUGGUGCUGGGGGCACUGGACCCGGUCAUGCUGGAGGGCCAGCGGGCACUGGGGGAGGAGUGGAUGGUGGAGGAGGUGACAGUGCUGGAAAAGAUGGCAGAGCAGAUGAAAAGUCAGGAGAUGGGAAGAAAGUCUCCAUCUUUAAAACCUACAUAUCCCCAUGGGAACGAGCCAUAGGAAUCACCCCCCAGGAGAAAAGUCAGUUCACCAUUGACUUGUUGUCUUAUGGUGCCAGACCCGAUUUCCCCCAUUACAAGUCCUUUAACAGAACUGCCAUGCCUUACGGUGGCUACGAGAAGGCAGUCAAGCUGAUGACCUUCCAGAUGCCUGAGUUUGAUGCUGGUCCUUUGGUGCCAGAGCCUGUCAUUGUCUACAGCCAAGAUAUCAACAACAGACCCUCCUUCAACAGGACCCCUGUGCCCUGGUUGGGGUCAGGAGAACCGAAUGAGUACACUAUUGAGGUCAACGUGCCACUGGAAGGUGAAACAGAGGAGCUAUAAACCCCUCCCUCCUUCUGUUCUUCCUUCCUUCCUCUCAACCCUCCUGACUUGCAAGCUCAUAAUUGUGGGGAGAUGGAAAACACACCUCCAAUCCCAGGAAUCUCUACUUUGCCCCUAGGCCAGACAAGUUUUCACUAGGUUCUAAACUGAUCUUUGCUGUGAUGUUUAUCUGUAACAGAAGCAGAUAAAGGGAAAAGACUAAAAGAGAAAAAGAGUGAGCGAGCAUGAGUGAUGGCUUUUUACCUACCCAGGCAAGACAAGGCAACUCUAGGAAAUGGCCUUUGUGUAGAGACACUGAAUGCUGCCUGCCUGCUCCAUAUUAAACCUGUUCUGUCACUUGUUCAUAAUCAAUAA
Molecule: messenger RNA, 1520 nt
Organism: Alligator mississippiensis (American alligator)
Lineage: Eukaryota; Metazoa; Chordata; Crocodylia; Alligatoridae
Gene: MYOZ1
Product: myozenin 1
Exons: 6
Coding region: 243-1166 (307 amino acids)
Cellular component (GO): actin cytoskeleton; Z disc
Molecular function (GO): actin binding; telethonin binding; FATZ binding
Source: RefSeq, a predicted model, not a curated record